Molecule: messenger RNA, 2276 nt
Organism: Musa acuminata subsp. malaccensis (wild Malaysian banana)
Lineage: Eukaryota; Viridiplantae; Streptophyta; Magnoliopsida; Zingiberales; Musaceae
Source: RefSeq, a predicted model, not a curated record
GUGUUGAUCAUUAGACAGCUGAAGUAGGCAUUCUGUACGCAGAGAUAGGUGAAGUAAAGAUGCUGCGGCACAAAAGACACGCUGAUUCUUACUGGGAAACUCUCGUUUUGUGCUUCCUCUGCCUUCUCUUCUUUCUCGACAGAUUUGAAGGAGCUACGACUGUUCCAGCAGAAGUUGCCGCGUUAAAUGCGAUCCUGGGGAGAUGGGGAUGGACGGCUUCGGCGACGUCGUCGCCGGCGUGGAACAUCAGCGGAGAGCCCUGCAGCGGCGCUGCCAUCGGCUCCACCGCCCUCGACGACCCUAACUUCAACCCCGGCAUCAAAUGCGACUGCUCUUACGACAACGGCACCACCUGCCACAUCACUCGACUAAUUUUGAGAUACCGUUUAAUGGUUGCUGAUGCAAUGAAAACUUUCAGGGAUCUAAAUCAAAAUUAUUUGACUGGUCCUUUGCCAGCAUUUAUUGGAAACUUGACAAAGUUGCAAUAUUUGACUUUCGGUGCAAAUGCAUUAUCAGGGUCCAUACCAAAGGAACUUGGCAAGCUCACAAGUCUUAUCUCGCUGAGUCUAGGAAUUAAUAACUUCACCGGUCCAAUCCCUCUUGAGCUUGGGAAUCUGACCAAUCUUCAACAAUUAUAUAUUAAUAGCUGUGGAGCAAGUGGUGAGUUCCCAUCAACGAUAUCAGGACUUAGCAGCUUGCAGAAAUUGUGGGCAUCGGACAAUAAUUUCACUGGCAAAUUUCCAGACUUUAGCCGGACUAGUCUAGCUACAUUUUGUUGCUGUCCAUGCUACCACUACCAUUGGCUGAUAUUAUCAAAACACCUCCAACACCACCACCAUCUCCACCAGAGGAUUCAAGGGAACUCUUUUGAAGGUCCAAUCCCUUCAAGUCUUUCCAAUAUGACCAAAGUGACUGAUCUGAGGAUUGGUGACAUACAAAAUGGGAGCUCAUCUUUGGCAUUCAUUCAUAAUCUAUCAUCACUAAGCAUAUUAAUAUUAAGGAAUUGCAGGAUAUCUGACAUUAUGCCAUCAGACUUUUCACGAUUCACUAGUUUGCGGAGAUUGGAUUUGAGCUUCAACAAUCUGACAGGCCAAAUUCCUCAGUCUCUCUUCAAUUUGAGCUUGCUAAGUUACUUAUUUCUUGGAAAUAACAGUUUAUCCGGUAGUUUGCCCACCAGCAAGAGCGAAUCACUUCUUAAUAUUGACUUAUCAUAUAAUCAACUGGGAGGAAGUUUCCCUUCAUGGGUUAGUGAACAAAAUCUGAAAAUAAAUUUGGUAGCCAACAACUUCGUGAUUAGUGGUUCCAAUAACAGUGUUCUGGCGUCAGGAUUAAAUUGUUUGCAACGAGAUAUUCCUUGCAAUCAUAGGGUACCCAUUUAUUCCUCAUUUGCAAUAAAUUGUGGUGGUAAUAAAACCAUCACAUCUUCUGAUGGGACUCUGUACGAAAUUGAUGGAAGAACUCUGAGUAGUGCUUCUUAUUAUGUGACCGAAACCAACAAGUGGGCAGUUAGCACUGUUGGAAGCUUUCAAGAUGCCUCAAAUGCUGAAUAUACUCUAUACAGUUCAUCCCAGUUCCAGAAAACUCAAGAACCAGAGUUAUAUCAGACUGCAAGAAUUAGUCCCUCAUCUCUUAGAUAUUACGGGCUCGGCCUUGAGAAUGGAAAUUACACAGUCAUGUUGCAUUUUGCGGAGACACAGAUAUUUGAUCCACCUACUUGGAGAAGUACUGGAAGAAGAAUUUUUGACAUUUAUAUCCAAGGGAAUCGUGUGUUGAAGGAUUUUGACAUAAGAGCUGAAGAAAAUUCCUUUACAGCUGUUACUAGAAAGUUCAUUGUUCCAGUGACAGAUAACUUUCUCGAGAUUCAUUUCUUUUGGGCUGGAAAAGGUACUUGUUGUGUGCCUGAUCAAGGUUAUUAUGGGCCAUCUGUCUCGGCAAUCAGUGUCAAUCCUUAUGAUUUCAUUCCUACUGUCAGCAACGAGCCACCAUCUAGUGCAUCAAAAAAUAGUAACAAGAGUACUAUUGUUGGCAUUUUUUCUGGCAUUGGAGCUUUAGUUCUACUUAUUGUCUUUGGGAUUUUGAUCUAUUGGCAGAGGCAAAGACUCAGCAAGGAUGAUGAAGAUGAAUUACUAGAAAUGAGUUCCAGGCCAGAUACUUUUAGUUAUGCUGAACUGAGAAGUGCUACUGAAGACUUCGACCCUUCCAAUAAACUAGGAGAGGGAGGGUUUGGUCCAGUAUUUAAGAAGGAUCAAAGAUCAUGUUUAAAUGUGUUCAUCUAG